GGAUUCUCCACCCGAUGAAGGCCCGUACCAUGUUCAUGUACGGGAAGGCCCGCCGUGCUGUGGUGCUGAUCUGGGUGUUGUCUUUCCUCCUGGCCUCACCAAGUCUCGCGGUGCAGGGUCUUGUAAAGUUUGACUGGGGGACGGGCGAUACCAUCUACCACUGUCAGCAGGUGUGGUCGUCGGUGGUGUACGAGCGUCUGUACGUGUUGUACGGCCUGGCGGUUCUCUUCGUCCUCCCCCUCGCCAUAAUGGUCUUCUCCUACGGCUGCGUCAUCCGGGAGAUCGUGCAGCGGCGGAGGGGUCAGAUGUCAGAAAGUAAGCAUGAAGAAAACGCCGUCCCCGGGGACAACAAAGGAAAGACGACGUCCUUCCGUCGGUUCUCCGAACAUCUCCGGCGAGGUCCCCACCAUCUCGAGGGAGUCGGAGGCACUGAGAACGCACCACACGGCUCCAGAAUGACGUCAAUAGCGUUGCUACUGGAAACCAUCACCCAGGGCAACGCAGACGACAAUAGUGCAGCUUCUCGGAAGCCAAAGUGUCAAGUGCAAGUCCUGGGGGAUGAAAAUGGCCUGCAGAUUAUAAAAAUGCUUCUGGUUGUGAUGGCGGUGUUUGUCAGUUGCUGGGGCCCGCUGCUGAUCCGCCACACGCUGGUGACCUUUGACCUCCUGGACGAGCACACUCAGCUGAUGUACGCCCUGCGCAUCACCUUCCACCUGCUGUCCUACCUUAACAGCUGCGCGAACCCGGUCUGUUACGCCUUCAUGUCGCGCAGCUUCCGCAUCAGUUUCAGACAGGCGAUAGCACCGUGCGGUCAAGGUCGUGCCUCGUACAGACGUGAAGACCGACCGUUACCACGACGGUACUUGGCGGGAAACCUCCCGAUCCCAGAGGUAUUCGUGGAGCACUUUGACGAGCCGUCAUUGGGAGAAGGCUACGCCAUGGAGAAAACACAGGGCACCCCUCUCGGAACCCCGCUUGGCACCCCUGAUAGACAGUCACUAAGGGGAGCAAAUUCUGACGAAGAACUGCACCACCAACUGAAGUCAAUAGAGGGCGCUCUAGGCCAUGAGGGUGGCGCAGAUGCGUUAGAACUUCACAAUGGAAAGAUCAAUGGCCAAAUUCAUUCUAUGGGAUCUGUCUACUGUGUAACUCAGAAUGCUUUGUCCUUCGUGACAUCUGUGUAGAUCCUAUCAUUGCAUAACUGAAACCAAUGUCUUAUAGCUCACUUUGCUGAAAAUUCAAUUUAAUUCUUUAUCAACAUUUCGACGUUGCAGACUUACACACAGGGAGAUGGCAGCCUGAAUAACGUUGAUAUUUACAAUUAACACACACACACUCACACACACACACACACACACAUACAUACACACACACACACAAACACACACACA
This is a messenger RNA of Branchiostoma floridae (Florida lancelet), 1391 nucleotides long. Its product is annotated as cholecystokinin receptor-like. Gene Ontology annotation, cellular component: membrane. The coding region runs from base 15 to 1184 and encodes 389 amino acids. NCBI's taxonomy places the organism in Eukaryota, Metazoa, Chordata, Leptocardii, Amphioxiformes, Branchiostomatidae. The transcript has 5 exons. Gene Ontology annotation, biological process: G protein-coupled receptor signaling pathway. Gene Ontology annotation, molecular function: peptide binding; G protein-coupled receptor activity. The record is from RefSeq and is a predicted model, not a curated record.